This is a messenger RNA of Argiope bruennichi, 4316 nucleotides long. RefSeq names its product delta and Notch-like epidermal growth factor-related receptor. The record is from RefSeq and is a predicted model, not a curated record. Gene Ontology annotation, cellular component: plasma membrane; protein-containing complex. Bases 222 to 2090 code for a protein of 622 amino acids. Lineage: Eukaryota; Metazoa; Arthropoda; Arachnida; Araneae; Araneidae. Gene Ontology annotation, molecular function: calcium ion binding. The transcript has 11 exons. Gene Ontology annotation, biological process: establishment or maintenance of epithelial cell apical/basal polarity; heterophilic cell-cell adhesion.
AAUUUGAUAGUUACACCUGUCUUCAGGAGCUAAGUUUAGUUUUUCUCCUUAUAAUUUAUUACAGAUCCUUUUCGAGGACAUUUACAUUCAACUGGUUAUAAACAGUAGAUAUAUUGCGAAUUUGGCUAGUUGAAGUGAGGCUGUAUAUCAUAAAAGCGUAUCUUCUUACGCUUUUCAAUCUGGAGAAAAGCUGUUAUUCUGCCGGAUUUUCGUCUCAGAAAAUGGCAAUGAUUUUCGUACUACUAUCAUUGCUUCUUGUAAACCUGGAUCUGCUUUCGAAAUGCGAGGCUAAGCCAGAUGGAAGUGAAAUGGGUCUGCUUCCUUAUUUGGAUGAAGAUAUUCUUGGUAUCAACAGAAAUGACCUGGACGAAGAUGAUGAUGACUUGUUGCCUACCUGCGAUUUGACGUCUUAUGAUCCGAAAAUGAUGAAAUGGAGGCUUCAAACUGACAGUCAAACAGUGUUCUUGGACUUCGAUAAGGUAGUGUGUUUCUACACAAGGAAAUGCUAUGAAAAAAAUUCUACUGAAGAUGAUGUCAUAAUCCAGGCUAAUCAUGUUAUUCAGCUUGAACUUCAAGAGGGAGACUGGCUUGUCCUUCAGAUGAACCUCUCAAGCAAUGCCACGUAUGAAGAAACAGAGGACAUUGAUGUGAUUCUUGAUCCUGUACCAGAGCGAGAGGCAGUGUCCUGCAAUUUGGCAGUUCUACCAAUUGAGGCAAUGGCUCGUUGGAAAGUAAGAUCUGGAGAAAACAUUACUCUCAAAGACGAACUUCUUUUGGCUGGAGUCCAUGUAUUUAACGUGAGAUCCCGAUUGCCUGCGACUGGUUGCGAAGUUUCAUGGACUUUGAAUGUAACUGUUCGCACGCAGGAGUGCGCUCGACUUCCCGAAGAUGAUAUUUGCUCUGGUAAAGGAAGUUGUUUGACUGACCACACUUUGACAACUUUCACCUGUCAUUGCUGCCCUGGAUUUGUGGGACGUUUCUGUGAAGAGCGUGAUGGUUGCUAUGCCAACCCCUGCCAGCACGGAGGUUUUUGCGUUGACAUCACUGAAGGGCUUACUGGAUCAACAUACCAGUGUUUAUGCCCUCACGGUUUCCGAGGUCAAGCAUGCGAAGAAGAAGUCAAUCUUUGCGAUCGCAAACCCUGUCUGAAUAAUGGCACUUGCCGCGGCAAUCAAACUACUUACUGGUGCGAAUGUCCUCCAGGUUACAGUGGGCGUCAUUGUGAUGCCAAUGUUAAUGAAUGCCUCUCCAGUCCCUGUGUUCAUGGAGUAUGUGAAGAUGGCCUCAGCGGUUACAAAUGUUAUUGUCUACCAGGAUAUGGCGGAGACCACUGUGAGUUUGAAUAUGAUGAGUGUGAUUCCAGUCCCUGCAUUAAUGGUGGAGCAUGCGAAGAUUUAGUUGCUGGGUACCGAUGCCAUUGCGGACCAGGAUAUCAGGGCCGACGUUGUCAAGUCAAAGUUGAUCUUUGCCAACCUAAUCCGUGCCCUCCACCUGCUCAUUGCGUCGACAGAGGAAAUAAUUACAGCUGCAUUUGCCACCCGGGAUAUAAUGGUCCAGGAUGCACUCAACAAUACGAUCCUUGUUUCCCAAAUCCUUGUCAGAAUGGUGGAAGUUGCUGGCCAAGUCUGGAUUCUUUCUUUUGCUCAUGCCGACCUGGAUACACUGGAGAUACUUGUGAAGAUUUAACAUCUGUUUCAGAGCUUCGUUAUCCUGGCAUGCCAAUGGCUCACACUCUCGAAGACACUUCGGUGUAUCGUAGUGCUACUAUAGGCCCUGCCAGCGCUUCUCUGGAUCAUUUGCAUAAUCUCUACAUUGCCGCUGCUACUCUGGCCGGGGCUUGUCUCAUAGUGUUGGCUGUGGUCACUAUAUGUCAUUGCAGAGUUCACAAGACAUACCGCCGAUUCACCAGGAAACUGACCCGCAACUCCUCGACAGAUUUGAAGCAAAACCAGCUCGAAGACCCAGACAAGUAUUCACUGAGGUGGUGUGGGAGCGCUUCUGAAGUGUGCGGCACUGAAGGCAGAGGAGGGAAAUUGGAUGGACUAAAUAGAGACCUGCUGGAUACGGUCCGAACUCCUCUUAUUCACUAGCUUUCCUUUUUCUUGUACAUUCAUCUACACCUGGAUUGGAUCCAAAAUGGCCGUUCAACUAUCUACCCGCCCGUCAACCUCUCACAUUUCGCGAUUUAGAAAAUAUUACUGCAAUGCCACAUUAAAUGCUUUAAUUGGUAUACGAGACGCAAUUAUACGUGAAUGAUGAACAGUUUAAUGUAGUUGUCGUAGCUAUUUAUGUUUCCGGCAUAUUCACAUGCAAAUCUAACAUCUACAACAGUCAUUGUAUCGUAAGCAAAAACGUUAUUACGGUAUAAAAAUUCAAUAACCUUUUUUAUACUGCAGUUCUAUAACGAGCAGACAAAAUUAAUAAAGUGCUUCAAAUGAAGUUUUUAAUACGAUUCAAAAUCUUUUUACUGCAACGGUAAAUUUCAGUUCUAAACAUGAAAUACAUUUUUAUUCAGUAACUUAUAACAAUUAGACUUCGAGAAUUUUAACUGAUAUCUCCUACAUAUAUAAAAGGAAUUUAAUACGCUAUUCAAAAGCGAACUUUGACUGAGACUAAGUGUUAGAUUAGCAACUAUAAGUGAUUAGCAUGAUUUUUGCCGUUUUUAUUAAGCUCCUAGAAUAAUGUGAUUACAAUGUUCUUUGGUGUUUAUGCAAAAGCUUCAAGUUGUCCACAUCGAAACACGUCCAACACCGUGGGGUCAAAAUGCAAUGUUAAUUCGUCACAUUAGCUAUUACACAACCCCACCUAAUUUAGCACUUUUAAUUAGGAAGUUUUAGAAUUAGAAGCAAAAAUUUUUUUUGACCCAUCAUCUGUCUAGAAUUUUAAACAAUGCCAAAUAUUUCCUUCCAUAUAUUUAAAGAAAGUGUUUUUAAAGAUUUUUUUUAUGUUCUCGCAGUUUUUUGAUGAUAAACAAAUUGUUUCAAAAAAAAAUACCAUGUUUCAUGUUUACAAGGAAUAAAAAUACCAAAUACGAUUUGUUAGGAAAGCUGCAUCAUCGUUGUUGCUAAUUAGAUUUAUUAUUACCAGUCCAGUAUUAAUUUAAAUGAUUGAAAAGAGGUAUAUAAAUUUCUAAAUGGAUCAACUGAAAUCAUACGGAAACAUCACAUUGAGGAUAAAAAUAUAAAUCUUACAAAACAUUAAUUCUCAAAAAAUGCAAGCUUUGAUUUUAACCAGUAAAAAGCAUAACUAAACAUAGCGAACAUUAGAUAAACUCAAAAAUUGCAUGUGCCAUGUUGCGAAUCAAUUCCAUGAAGAAGGAAAAAAAAGUAACGUCAUAUUUCAGAACUACAUAAAAGUAGCAUUUGUUUGAAAAACAUGAAUUUUGUGCCAACAGUCAUUGAUGUUCUUUUUCCACAGACUCAAAAUACUUUUUUUUACAAAGCAUCAACCACAUUUUAAAUAAACAUUUCAAAGUAUUCUUACAAUAAAACGAGCUUUGUUUCAAAGCUCUGCAAACUUUCUUUAAAAGUCAUAACUAAAAUUUUGGAGUUUAGCUUUAAACAACACGAUUAACAUAUUUGUAACCGUCCGGUCGAUGAUACAGGAAAAAAAACAAAUAUGAAAAUAAAUUACUGCUAAUUAGACUGAAAAUUAGGCAUAAAAUGUGAAAAAAAAAAAAAACGCCGUCCGUUUCUUAUUGAAAAUUUUUAAACUCCCAAGCUCUUUUAUCCAUUUUAUAUUCCAAAAUAAAAGCUAUUCGUUUCUAAUCUUAAAACAUAAAUUUGCAACAAUCCUUCUUUAUUUUCAUAUAUUGGUUAUCAUUAAUUUGUAAUACAAUUCGAAGAGGCCGUAAUAAUUUUCUUCUCAAUUAUACAUAAAUAUUAAUUUGAAGUAUUUUUACAAACAAGCGUCAACCGUAUUGUUCUUAAAUUCACAGCAAGUUUCUUCUAUCUAUAAGCCAAUAAACAGAUGACAGCUUACAAGUAAGUUAAUCAUGUGGUUGUAAUUAUCACACAAAUGAAUUGUUUUGAAAAUUCAUAAAGCUUUGUCUUGCACCUAAGUUCAAAUCAGAAUUUCCUUUUCAAAUGAAUUCUAGUUGAGUAGGACGUAUUAGCCACAUACUGUCAUUAGAUGUUAGCUUUAUCUCUGCAUUAUUGUUGUGGAAGUUGAAUAAAUAUGAGCACUUUAUAAAUUGAGCUUAAUUCUAUUUUAUUAGAUUGCCAUUAGAAAUAGACCGUAUCAAGCUGCUACCAAAUUAAGCUCUAAUAAAUUAUAACUCUUUUUAUGUUUGAAAAAUUUAAUUUAAAACAUGUAAC